AUGGCGAAAUCCACAGAUUUUAAGAACUUAUUUUUGCUGAAUUCGAUUCAUUCGUUAAUUUUACUGAUCUUUAUGGAAAUUUUUUUCUUCCUUUUGGAUGGAAUAAACACGUUUGAGGUUAUAACCAUCGAGGAGAGGAUAUCUCAAAUGAUAUGGUGCUCCUUCUUCGUCGUGCAGAUUGGAAUCUUAAAAGUAGCGGAGGUGUUUUCCAAGAAUGCAGAUGGGAAAGAAAUUGUCUCUUUGCAUUAUCUGUUCAUUAUAUACGUUUUUUUGUUUCCUCUUUUUUCUGCCUUUUUGUUUACAUCCGCUUUGUCCUGGUCGAAGACAGUUUAUUUCAUCUGUAUUUUGAGCCUGUCUACAUCUGUUAAAAUAAAAGGCCUAUUGUUUAUUUGCACAGUUACAUUAAUCACGGGGUUCGUGCGCUUUUACAGUAGAAUGCCAACGUUUCACGUCGCCCUGUGUUUCACUCUGCUUCUGCUUGUAUAUAUUGUAGUAUGUUUCAUCGUCCACCUUGAGCUGUACACUUUCGCUAGCCAAAUAGCUAACAUUAAGAAGAAGCCGCUGCGUGCUUUGGAUACCGUGCAUCCAUACUUCCAGGAGCUCGAAAAGAAGGCCAUCUUAAUAAGGAACAAUUUGAUAUACUGCCAGCAGAAUAAUAUCAGCGUGGAUAUACUAGGGAACAACCCGUUCGAGUACGAGGAUAACGACGGAAUCAAAAAGAUCAAAACGAUAAACCAAAGCAAGAUAAGGCUGGACCCGUAUGGUGACGACCUGACCAGUGUGCAGUGCGAGGCCCCCCUCGACGUGAGCGACGUUAACUGUUCCAGCGUUAACAACUUUGGCAUCGGGGGAGAGAAGCCGAACCUGCAGGAUGAAAGUGCUUCUUCGUUCCAAGGGGGGGAAUCAUUAUCGGUGGGACACAAAUCUAGGGAUCAGACAAAGGUCGGCAAAAGGAAGGGCAGAAGAAGAGUGCAUCCUUCGGACGAUUCCCCCCAGGUGAAUACCCCAGGGGAAGAACAAAGCGGUAUAUCUGAUACUGAUAGACCGAUUCACACAAAAAGUGCAGGCAAAAAUGAUCACCUGAGAAAUGACUUACCCCCGGUGAAGCAUCUAUCCUCACGAAGGUACCGAAGUGGAAUCUCAAAGAGGAACCUAUCCAAUUUGCACAGCUCAAAGGAAAGAACAUUUGGAGACAAACUGGACAGGCCACAAUCUCAAUAUUAUGGAGAGACGUACAAAAAGGAGAUGGUCCAGAAACACUUCAGCUUGUUGCGAAGUGGACUAGGGAUAUUUCAUAGGAAAAGAAAUAUUAUACUAUCCGAAGAAUUGAAGAAAAAAAUUACGUACAUAUAUUUUGACCGAGAUGGGAAUGUUAAGAGGUCCCAAAUUAUUCCCCUCUAUGUGCUGGAGAGACACAAUUUAAGUAACAUCUCGAGUUACCUGAGGAGUGACCACACGUCCUCCACAAAUGGGAACCACUAUAAGAUGCUCGCUCUGUUGAAGGAAUACCCUGCGCUGAAAAUGGGGGACCCCUACGAGGGAUCGCUCCACAUGAAUUCGUUGGGCGGAUUACGCAACGGGAGGAGCAAGGGGCGCAACACCCACACUCCUACGUGCACCCGCAGACACAGCAGUGUUUGCCUCGUUGGAAGUGACCAAAACAACCGCGAGGAUAGGAAACUUCACGUUUUCAACUCCGACGUGCAGAAAAUAGAGGAGAAGAGGAACGCCCCUAAUAAUAACCAUGGUUGGUCGUGCUCAUCGGUGGGAGGGUCCAAUAAAAAGGGGGAUCAGAUUCAAGUGGCAGAUCAGGGCUUAACGAGUGCCAGGCUGUUUUACCUCAUCCCAUCAGCUAAGGUAGAGGACUGUGGAGCAAAAGGGAACAAAGACUCAAAUUUUAAGACAAAAAAAAAGGAGAACGACCCUUUUCACUCCCAAUCUGCUAGCAGCAACCAUGAUGGCAGUACGACCUCUGCGAAGAACAAGUCUUUAUUUCAUGUAAAUACAACGAUAAAAAAGGACAAAUAUAUUAUCCAACUGGAGGAUUCAAGUGAUGAUAACUUGUCCACUUCGAACAACGUAUUAUACGUCGACGAUAUUGUGGAUGGCUCCUCCGGCACAGAGAAGGGGGAAAAUAGUGGAGAUGGCACUGCCAAGUGUGGCACUUCUUCUGAUGAGAGUGUACAUGCGGGAUGGGGGAACGGGCGGUGCAGGAAAGGCAAGGUUGGUGACGAGGUCUGUUUGGUUAGCGCGACUGGGGGGAGACAUAGAGAGGCUCCCCCUCCAGCGGAACGGCCAAACGGUGCACACAAAAUAGAGAAGAAAAAAAGCAACUGCUAUUACGGGACAAAAUUAUCACUGAAAAAAAAGAAGAAAAAAAAUGAAAGUCACUCUGAGGUAUCGUUUCGGAAGGAAUUUUUCCUCCAAUUUUACGAUGUCAUUUCGACGGGUGGUACGAACGAACUGUACGGGGUGAAUAAGCAGAGGUGUCACCAUUGGAAUGGGCUUCUUUCUUUUGUGAAUUCAAUUGGGAGUCUUUUCAGGGGGGCAAAGUUGGGCGUUACAAAGUGGGGGUACCACUCAUCCCGUGCAGGAGGGGGGAAAUACUGGACGCAAUAUAACGAAGCCUUUUCCACAGCAGACUGGAGACAGAACAUUAGGGACAGCGAGCUGGAGUACAUAUUAAAAUAUAAGAACUUUACCAAGUGGUACAGACAUUGGGUGAGCAGUGUCCUGUUCCGUUACUAUAAGAGAACCCAUUUUUUUACCCUCUUGUUAUUGUUGCUAAACGUGUUCACAGUUCUUCUACAGAUGGAGUUGUUUUCCUUGAUAAUCAGAGUUGAUCAUGUGGGGGAAAAGUCACCAAACGCGUUCAACGAGGAUAAUCCACUAUGCAUGAGGACGAAGUUUAGCUUAAACAACACAAUGGAUGAGAGCAUUUUUUAUCGACUCCUUUGGAUGAGGAUACCGAUGCAGGUUUUGUUAAACGUCCUGCUAAUGUUACCAUCGUUCUUCGUGAAGAAUUACAGACAUGUUAAUUGGCUGAACGUGUGUUCCACUCUCAACUGCCUCGUUAAUAUUUACUUCGGGAUAGUGGACAUUUCGUACUCACUGAACAACAGGUUGUACAACAUGCGGCAGCUCUACCCUGUUCUAAACUACUACAACAUCUUUGAUCUCUUUCUGGUUGGGAAGCUAACGAUGAGCAUUUUCCUAAUCCCCUUUGUCACAAAUUUUAAUGGCUCCAAGACGAGUGCUUUGGUUAAUCUCAGCUGCGUCUGUUACAUUGGUACGUUUUACAACGCCUUCAAUCCUCCUUCCUUUUCCAUCAAGCUGAUGUACAUCACGAAUUUUGUGAUCCUCAUCGCGACGGCUGCGUCGACGGUGCAUUAUUCGAGGCUGAUCGCCAAAUCACGCAAGAUGCUCUUCGUCAAGUACGUGCUGCCCUACUUCAUAUACCUCACCUUCCUGAACACGGACCCGAGCAUCCAGAUGGAGAUAAAGGAAAAGCGGCGCGCAGAAUAA
This is a messenger RNA of Plasmodium coatneyi, 3525 nucleotides long. RefSeq lists its product as uncharacterized. NCBI's taxonomy places the organism in Eukaryota, Apicomplexa, Aconoidasida, Haemosporida, Plasmodiidae. The record is from RefSeq and is a predicted model, not a curated record. The coding region runs from base 1 to 3525 and encodes 1174 amino acids. The transcript is spliced from 3 exons.